UUCCAGUGAUUUUACUGGGAUGUUUCACUUGCAGAUUGUCUAGGAAUAAAACUGUAGUUGUAAAGAAGACGAGUAGCAGAUCUCAUCAACUGUUGCCGUGCUCCAUCUAAAUCAUCGGAAGAAAGAAAAAGAAAUGCCAAGAUCUUUCCUGGUAAAGAAAAAGCGGGGUGCAUGUGGAGCAUGGCAAUGGAAGGAACCAGAGCUGCAUCAAUGGCAAGAGGACAGCACUGCAGUGAGGGAAAAUGUUAUGGAAAAAGGGAUUCUCAGUCAUGACAUCCAGCAGCUUCCCUCAGUGAAUCAGCCGGAACAGACUUCAGGAAGUGGAACAACAGUGGGAGUCAUUCUCCCAGUGUCUUCAGGGCUCCAAGGGUCAGAACCAAGAAGCUGGUCAAAAACAGGCCCCUUCGCUUUUCCAACGACUUUGGCCUCCAUGAACAGAGCAAAGACUCGCCCUCGCAGUACACCUGUUUCCGGGGAUUUUGCAUGCUCGCUGUGCCACAAAAUCUUUCCCCUGCAGCGCAUGCUAACACGCCACCUCAAAUGCCACAGUCUGGUGAAGAGGCAUCCCUGUCGAUUCUGUGGCAAAGGAUUCAAUGACACUUUUGACCUCAAGAGGCACAUGCGAACACAUACAGGUAUCCGACCGUACAAAUGUGAGCUGUGUGAGAAAGCUUUUACCCAACGUUGCUCUUUGGAGUCCCAUAUGAGAAAGAUUCAUGGUGUUCACCAGCACUACGCUUACCGGCAGAGGAGGUCCAAGAUCUUUGUGUGUGAGGACUGUGGAUUUACCUCAAGUCGCCCUGAUGAGUACUUCCUUCAUGUGAGGCAACAUCAUCCAACAAGCCCUGCGCUCCGUCGCUACUAUCGACGCCAUGCGCAUGAGAACGGCCCUCUUCCAUCAGCAAACCCUAAACUCAACCCUUAUCUGUUGUACUCAGCUCCAGCAUACUUCAUGUAGAGCUCAUUCUACUUACCUUUAUUUAUAAGAGAUGUUUCAGUCAGUAACAAAAUGCUGCUUUUAGCUCAUUUAUUCGUUGUGUAACAUUUAGUUUCUGUACUUCCUGUAAUAAUGUUAAACCUUCUGCUAAGUUAAUGUCGUUAAAUAUCCAGUCUUUGUAACCUUCACCCAAAUUAAUGUGUUCAUAUUUUUUGGCAAGCUGCAGUGCGCACCACCGGGAACACAACACAGCCUUAUUUCCUGCAAUCAUAUCCAACAAUGUUCUGUGUUGACAAUCAUGUUAUGCUCUUUAGUUUAGUCUUAAAUAGUUCAAACUUUCUUUUUAGUGCAAAUAGUUCUAAGGUAUUUGAGAAUAAACCAAAGUCUGUAAUUUAAACUUAGCUUAAAAGCAUGAGGAGUCAUCAUUCAGUGAGUGUAGAACAAUGAACAUAAUUGAAUUCUGGAAUAAUCACAUUUGUUGAUGCAUUAAGACGAUUGUCUUGGUUGAAUAGAUGCAUUCAUCAGAUGAACAAUUGAUCCUGAAAAUAUUUAGAAA
Messenger RNA from Cyprinodon variegatus (sheepshead minnow), 1493 nucleotides. Its product is annotated as putative transcription factor ovo-like protein 3. Gene Ontology annotation, molecular function: DNA-binding transcription factor activity, RNA polymerase II-specific; RNA polymerase II cis-regulatory region sequence-specific DNA binding. Gene Ontology annotation, cellular component: nucleus. Gene Ontology annotation, biological process: regulation of transcription by RNA polymerase II; epidermal cell differentiation. The record is from RefSeq and is a predicted model, not a curated record. The transcript has 4 exons. NCBI's taxonomy places the organism in Eukaryota, Metazoa, Chordata, Actinopteri, Cyprinodontiformes, Cyprinodontidae. Bases 134 to 958 code for a protein of 274 amino acids.